AUGACAGUAGAAUAUCUAAGUUCAGCAGAUACACAGCGUCUGCUUGAGAUUCUUAGCGAUGGGAAGGCUAAGUUUUCUAUGGUUGAGAAGACUUUUAAAGAGUCCUUUUCAAAAGAAUCCCACUUCAAUGUCACCAGGGCAAUUCAGAGGAUGGUCCAAGGAAUGAUUGCGUCAUCAGAAGGUAUCGGUUUAUUGAGCUCAUUCUUCAUCUUGGACAUAAUGUGCAAGAUGGAUUGUGAGACUGCCAUGUCUGUAUUCUACAGUACACUGUUAGAACUAGAACAGGCAAUGCGGCAGGAUGUUUGCUUCACAGAGAAGAUUAAGUACGCCUCCAAGGAAGCAAAGGAAGGGAAAAAAGCCUUUGAAACUAGCAAUACGGAGAGAUACCGCCUCCACUGUGCAGCGAAAGGGUUUGCCUUCCGGUUACUUGCCAACAAGGUGGGCCCAGAUGAAACACCGCUUGCCGUGCUUAACGAUAAGCAAGAACAGAUCGAUGCUGCACUGAAUGCAUGGGAGAGCAACAGUAUACAACUGAAAGAGUCCAUUUCUAAUGUUUCCCAUUGUUGGGCUUUGGAUGUUGAAAGAAAUGCAUGCGAAACACUCUCUAAGAUCUCAGCAGCCCUUGAUUCUGAGGCUCGUGCCGCUUUGGUCUUGCAAAUCGUGUGCCCUCAGCUUCCUUCAUUGCCUAUGACACCAGGCGAGCGUCAGUUUUUAUUACCGGGGCCACCUUCGUGUGAUCUGCUUAUGAUUGAUAGUGAGCCGGCCACAGAAGAAUGGAAAUCUGCCAAAAAGCUGAUUAACCUGGGAUGCGAAGCCUCGCUGAGCAAAGAAGAGCAACAACAACUUAUUCAAAUGCUGUCGUCUGGUGAUGUGUUUAACCGCAUUGGAAUAGACGUCGGAUUGCUCAGUCGUAUGGCUGCUCACAACCCAGAUGUAAGUGCUGCGCUAAUUUUAAAGCUCCCCCCUCAAGAGGGUAGUCAAUGUGUUCAGCAUAUAUUGAAAAGCUCUAUUCCGCCUGAGCACGUUGAAACUGUUCUUCUACAUGCAUCAAGGAUUUUACAACAGGUCAACGUUCGCACAUAUAUCACCGGUAAGGUUCAUCUUUUCAAGGAAAAAACUGCUCUGUCUUCUAGCGAUAAAGAGGCAGUGAAGAGCUUCAUCAUGACUCUUCACCAACUGGUGACCAAAGCUUCAAAAGACAAUAAGGACAUGUACAUCGCGGAAGCACUGAAGAGUGAUAUUAGCCAGUUGUGCGAAAGGUGUGACCUCCCAGAGGUAGCUGCAAGGUGGGAGGAUUUGAAGUAA
Trypanosoma grayi is the source of this 1305-nucleotide messenger RNA. RefSeq lists its product as hypothetical. Gene Ontology annotation, biological process: mRNA catabolic process; negative regulation of translation. The transcript has a single exon. Gene Ontology annotation, cellular component: CCR4-NOT complex. The coding region runs from base 1 to 1305 and encodes 434 amino acids. The record is from RefSeq and is a predicted model, not a curated record. NCBI's taxonomy places the organism in Eukaryota, Euglenozoa, Kinetoplastea, Trypanosomatida, Trypanosomatidae.